Carassius auratus (goldfish) is the source of this 959-nucleotide messenger RNA. RefSeq names its product beta-crystallin B2-like. Gene Ontology annotation, molecular function: structural constituent of eye lens. The coding region runs from base 185 to 811 and encodes 208 amino acids. The record is from RefSeq and is a predicted model, not a curated record. The transcript is spliced from 6 exons. NCBI's taxonomy places the organism in Eukaryota, Metazoa, Chordata, Actinopteri, Cypriniformes, Cyprinidae. Gene Ontology annotation, biological process: visual perception; lens development in camera-type eye.
UUCUUCAGCCCUCCCAGUGCCAGCCGGUCAGCCUAUUAGGACCUGACUAUGAGGGUUUUCUGGACAGAGACAUGUUUUGGCAGUGUUUCCGCCCCUGAGCUUGCAGUAUAUAUUGAGCUCCUGAUGCCUCCCCACAGCGACUGGCACAUCCUGGAGCUGCUCAUCACACUCAUCCUGGUUCACUAUGGCAACUGAUCACCAGAACCCUGCAAGCAAACAAAAACAACCAGUUGCCAGUAACUUCAAGUUGGUCAUCUACGAACAGGAAAACUUCCAAGGCCGCUGUCAUGAGCUGACUGAGCCCUGUAACAACAUCCAGGAGGCGGACGUGGCGAAAGUGGGCUCCGUACUGGUGCUGUGUGGACCGUGGGUGGGAUAUCAGCAGCCUGGCUGUAAGGGGGAACAGUAUGUGUUUGAGAAGGGUGAGUAUCCUCGCUGGGACGCCUGGACCAACAGCAGACGCAGUGACUGCAUCGUCGCCUUCCGCCCCAUCAAAGUGGACAGCCAGGAACACAAGAUCGUACUCUAUGAGAACCCGAGCUUCACUGGGAAGAAGAUUGAGAUCAUAGAUGAUGAUGUCCCCAGCUUCCACGCUCAUGGAUACCAAGAGAAAGUCUCUUCAGUUCGUGUGCAGAGUGGCACCUGGGUGGGCUAUCAGUACCCAGGAUACAGAGGCUACCAGUACUUGUUUGAGAAAGGAGAGUUUAAGGAGUGUUCUGAGUUUGGGGCCGUGCUGCCUCACAUCCAGUCUGUGAGACGCAUCCGUGACAUGCAGUAUCACCCAAGAGGGGCCUUCCAAACCUCCACCUGAGUGACCGGCGCUUCUCCUCAAACCCUGGCGCUUCUGAAACGCCCCAUCCUUGCCUUACUCUUCACCUCUGAAUGCUUAUCUUUGACCCUUUAACUUGUCAGUGAUUCUAUUUGCUACUGCUGAGAAAUAAAUAAGUGAUUUUGCGUUA